GGAGACCCUCUGCAGCGGGGAGCUGGCAAACAUGGCGGACCAAAACAAGAAAGACACCGAACUGAAGUUCUACAGUGAAAUAUUAAGUCCAUCUGAACUGUUCGCAGCCCGGUCCAGGAGUCACAAGAUCCCAGUCAGAGGACAGAAGGACUUCUUCCCCAAUGACUCAGACGAGCAAAGACAGCACCUUGAGCAAAGUCUAAAUGAGCACUGGAGCCUUAUAUCAGAGGAGAGAGUGGAGAGGCUGUGAAGGAAACCUAGUGAAGGCCACAUGGAUUCCAAGUGAGCAGAUUGUGGAGCUUCAGUCUCCAGCUGGAAAGUUCUGGCAGACUAUGGGCUUUUCUGCCAACGGCAAGCAGUACCUCCUCCCUGAAGAGGCUCUUUACCUGAUGGAGUGUGGAAACGUGCAGGUGUUUUACCGGGACCUGCCGCUGUCCAUCCAGGAUGGGUAUGAGAGAUUUCUGUCUUCGAGCACAGUGAGCCUCCAGCAAUAUCAGGUGUUUGGGCAUUUGAAGAGGCUUGGCUAUGUGGUGCACAGAUUUGAUCCCAGUACAGAGCCAUCAUCUUAUGCAAGGCAGUUGAACCUGCCUGUGUCACGUGAGAAAGUGGGAAGACAACUGAAGAGGAAGCGUAGUGCCAGCCCCACCCUCACCACAACAUCCAGUCAUACUAAAGCACAAGAAGGAUCCACAACUGAAAGAAUGGAGGAGGAUAAAUGUGGCCUUCAACGUGAGGAGGAUAAAGAACUUCCUGAGUCCCACCAGAUGAUGCCUUCAGGGACUCCAGACACCCAGACUAACACCACAGGUUCAGAAGACCAAGGCAGGGGCAGGAAUUGGUGGAUGACAGAUGUUCUCGUGGACCGAUCAGAUCACCAGCCCGCCUGUGGUAGCUCACGCUGGGACUUCAGCUCCAUCACUUUCCCUGACCUGGGCUCCAGGAAGCAGCUCUCCAGCUGCCUGGCCUCUCCAGACCCCUCUCUGCUCCCUGGGUCUUUGGCUGUGGGAGUCUGUGACAUUGCUCACUGGAGUCAAAAAAUAAACCUGAGGGAGGUGAAGAUGUCCGCAAAGGACAAGAAGAGGGAAGAGGAUCAGCAGAGGCACCGGCGGGACAGAGAGGUUCAGCGAUGCAGAAACUGGGCGGAGUAUUGGGAGCUCAUGGCGAGGCGGCAGGGGGAGCAUAGAGGCCGACCAGCACAUUUAUGGGACAGAGAAGUCACUCCUUUACAUGACCCAACACAGCCAAUCCCCCAUGGGGAGCUGCUGGAUAAAAUCAGUGUGAUUAAAUCUACAAAUUUGCUGGAGGGGGCAUCCAGGUUAAAAGGCUCCGAUGACUGGAGGAUUUGUUUCAAUGUUUACCAACCGGAUUCAGUGGCUGACUUCAAGAAGAGCAACCCGGGAAAGCCGUACUCCAGGAUGUGUGUGUGCAGUUUCGAUGGCCCCGUACCUGACCUGCGAGCCAUCAAGCAGUUGGCCUUCCAGAGUGGAGACAUCCCAGUGGUCUUUGCUGUGGUGGACUAUGGAGACAUCUCCUUCUACACCUUCAAAGACUUCCAGCUGCCCACUGAUGUGUACCCCUGACACCUCACUGUUCUUCACCAAACAACACGUAUCCAGGACUUUAAAAUUAAUCUGCAUCUGUCGGGUGGCUGGACAUACAAAAAUAAAAAUAUAUAAGCAAUCGUUGAUGUUACAUAUAAAAAGAAAAAUCCUGAGAAAGUGCUUUUGUGUGUCUGGCCAGUGUUUUGCAGUUGGAGGGGAGUUUUUAGUGCCAAAGUUUCAGUCCUGAGUUGGGAUCUGUACAGUUACUACUUCAGAGCCGUGCCAAAUUCUACACAUAGUCGCUUUAAUACACUAGUGACAGAAAAGUGACCAGUGAUUUUAAAAAAAAAAAAAAAAAAAAAGUGGCUUUAUCAGUUUUUAUGCCUUGGUACACUCCUGACAGUGCUCUUAGGAAGAAAAUACAUUUUUCUCCAAUCAUUAAGACCAACAAACUAAGUUUACCAAACUUUUUGUUGUGUAUUUUCUGCAGCAACACCAACAACAUAGAUUAACGCCUCAUUUCCACAAUUAAAUUUAAUGUCCAUAUUUCCGUUAAGUAUAUGGAGUUUACUCCAGGUGUUCAACACAUUGGAAAUGCAUCUCUUUAUGGAUGAAUAAACAGCCACUGCAGUGUCAGAUCUUGUGGAACAUGUGCAUGGAGCAGGACAGAGACAAAAAACAGGACCAGUAAUGCAUGGCGACAAAUAAGUGGGGAGAUUGGCUGCCACGUGUGUAGCCAGCUUUGUAAAAUACUUUGCUAAAAGACGUAUGAUCCACCCUGCAUGCACUCUACAUUACACUGCUAGCAUGCUUCCAAUGGUAGACAGCUAAAUAUGCUCUCAAACUGUUCCCUGAGAAAAAAAAUGUAUAAAUAGAGCUGUAUUACAUUUAUCAGUCUACAGUCUGCUGCAAAAGAUCAAUUUUUUUCAACAUAUUCGAGGCAAAUUCCAGACUGAAAAAAUAAUGGAAGGAGUUGUCUUGCAAACACAUCAGACAUCAUAGAGGUUCUUUGACUCACAUACAUACAUACACAAAGCUAUGUGGAAACAAGGCGUAAGAACUCUCUUCCUAGUGGGAAAUAAGUUGUUGCUACAACACCCAAAUAAUGGUGGUGAUGUAUAACAUUUACUCAAGUACUUUAAAUACCUUAUUAAAGUACUUUUACUUUAAGUAUUUCCAUUUUAGGCUACUGUAUACUUCUACUCUGCUACAUUCAGAGAAAAUAUUGUUCUUUUUCCUGCAAGACAUCAAUUUGAUAACUUUGAUUAUUAAUUACUUGAGAGAUUCAGGUUAUUAAUUCAUCAAUUAAUUAAUGUAAAUCAACAAAUAAAUUAUGUAUUACAGAUACCCUGCUGUUUAAAGUAAUAAAAACGAGCUUCACCAUUACCACUGCAACAACAGAGUGAUGAAGACAUGAAUGAAUCAAUAAUAGAAGAAAUUUGUGUAAUUGGCCAUUCUGCAUGAUGAGUACUUUUACUUUUAGUGCUUUAAGUAUAUUUUGAUGCUUACACUUUUGUAUUUCUACACCACAGUAUUGCUACUUUUACUUGAAUGAAAGAUCUUAAUACCUCCAGCACCACGCCACAUAGUCACAUGAACAAGAAAAGAAACUAAUAAGAGCAUAGUAUAAUUUAUGUGAACUCAGGAAAUUAAGUAAUAUAGUGCAAAAUGUACAGCAUCAGUUUUAGUGAUAGUGUACUUAAAUUAAAGAUGCACUCCCAAAUUCAGCUACAGCACUCCAUAGCAAUACUUUCAUGUCAGUUAGGUGUCAAAGCAUCAGCGGUGAGCUGGUAGAAAAAAAUGUUGGGAUUUGAGAGCACUGUAUGGUCUUAUAAUACAACUAAAAUGUGUAACAUUAAAUUCAAGAAUUGUUGGAAUUCACAUUUUCUUAAAGGUAUUUCAGGGACAGGUUCUGGGACUGGUCCUGCUUUUGUAAGAAGUUCCUUUAUUGUAAUUUAUCUAAUGUAUGUUCUGUUUAUUGCCAUCAUCUUUUUUGUUUGAGAGGUGUGAAUAGUUUGUCAAAAUAUAACACUUAAAUUAUGUUUUAUUCUAAUGUUGUUUUUUCCCAGGGCUUUCAUUGACAUCUCCAUCAGCUGCUAUGCCGAUGAAUCAUUUAUCAAAUUAAUUUUUUCAAGAUUAAAAGUGAAGUUUGACGCCCAAGUGAAAAUGUUACAUUUGCAAUGAGAGUUUAUUUUGCAGCUGGUGAAGCUCCGGGUAUUUAACAUAUCAAAAAUGUACACUUGAGAUAUUGCUGUUCACUUCUGUCUAUGUGCAGGUACUUUUUCACAUUUUCUAAUUAAAAUCCUUAAAUCAUU
Messenger RNA from Epinephelus lanceolatus (giant grouper), 3856 nucleotides. Lineage: Eukaryota; Metazoa; Chordata; Actinopteri; Perciformes; Serranidae. The record is from RefSeq and is a predicted model, not a curated record.